GGCUGACUUGACAAUACGCAGCCAAUCCUACACGUAGGCUGCGGCUGCCUUUGUUGCUCACCUGUCAGUUGCUAUUUUAGAGCAACUGCCAGGAAGGGAUACCUAAGAAGCACACACAAGCUGUUUCAAUGACUGAGUAAACCCGAGAGAGCUGAAGGGAUCAAGUGAGAAAGUGAGUGCAUGUGAAUAACUUGGAACUGUUCAUUUCCCAUCAUGAGUCUCAAAAGCAGGAGAUACUCUCUGGACAGCUCUGUCUCUCUGGACGGAGCCAAGAAAGGAGGCAACAGGUUCGGCAGCAAGAAAUCCAGACACAGCCUGAGUCUGGACGACGCCCGGCAGGAGAUCCAGGAGCUCAACCACAGCCUCAACUCCAACAUGUCUGCAAGGGAAAAGACCAUACCGGAGGAGACCCACGAGCUCUCCCAUGAGCUUCUGAAUCAUAGCUUGCCGAAGCACAAUAAAAGCUUCCACAAGCUGUUCCACGAGAUCCCCGAGUGGGAGAACCUGACACAGAUGUUCAUCUGUGCCUUGCAGAAGGAGGUGCUCUAUCACGGAAAACUCUUUGUUUCUGAGAACUAUGUGUGUUUCUACUCAUCCGUGCUGCUCAAAGACACUAAGGUGGUGAUUCCUACAUCCAGUAUCAGGGAGGUGAAGAAACAUAACCCAGCGUUGUCAAUGUUGUCUAUCCACACUGCUGAUGGAGAGAAGUAUUCAUUUGUGUCGCUGAGGAACCGCGAGAUGUGCUACAAACUCCUGCAGAGUGAGACAGAGAGUCCAGGCAUCAGCCCUCAUCUCUCCUCUGCAGACAAUGAAGCUGAUCAGGAUUUGGUCUCCAGUUAUUCCAGUUUGGAGGACAGCGUGGAUCACGAUCUGAGCAGACAAAACAGCGUUGAUCUUGACACUGGCUUCCCUCACGUAUCCAGUGAAGCUCCCACCAGAUGCAGGUCCACAGGUGUGUUGUCUGUGUCGUGGAUCUGGAGGGUCGUGGAGAAGGUUGCCCUGUUCGUCUUCCACGGAGAGUUAAGGAAUCUCGGCGUUCUCUUCUACAUCUACCUCGUGUUGAUCGUGCUGCUGCUGUUGGUGUCUGGGUACAUCGGGCUGCGGAUCAUAGCACUGGAGGAGCAGCUGAACUCUUUGGGGGCCCUGACUGAGUUGUCUUUGGGCCACAGAGAAGUUACACCCACCAACACCGUACAGGAGGCAAGAAGGCUCUGUAGGUUCACCAUGACCACAUGCAACUUCAUAUACCAAGAAACGUAGCCCGGGGCAGAGGAUUGUGUUAAAAAGUUGCUUCUCGGAAAUCAUGCAGUGUGCCUCUCCAGUGAGAUCCCACCCUGAGCCCCGUCUAGACAGACUACCCAUAAGCGUCUGGACACUGAGACUCGAUCCAUUCAGUACAUCUUGUACAGAAAUGUACACAAUUUCACACAAUGUUAGUUCCCCUCACAGUAGAUAUUUUAACUCCUGUACCACCACCACGUCACGCAGAAAAGCACCAGGACAAUCCUUUUUUCAGGUGCGCACUGAUUCUCAGCUGACAAAUGAAAAACAGAAGCUUUCCACCCUGAACCAUAUGGAUCCCUCCUGCUGAAGCCAUGUUUUAUUUCCUGACCAGUGAACAGCUGAGCUCAGCUUGCAGAGGCCGCUGGAGUCUUUGACCGUCAUGUUCUCGGAUCGACAGUGACGACACACCAGAGUCUCUCCUAACAAGAAGACGAAACAAGAAGCACUUUGUUUGUUCUUUGUCGAUUUUAAAUUCCUUGUAGAUUUAGAGUUUGUAUCUUUACACUUUGUAAUGUAACUGCUGGAGUCCAUUGUUGAGAGUGACUGUUAAUGACAGCGAUCAGCCAGCAGAGGGCGGUCACUUCCAUUACACGUGAUUGAUGCAUGAGAUACAAAGACAGGAUUUCGUUUGCACUUGAGGCUCAGGCACUAAAAUGUCUGUUAAAUGUUAUAAACGUUUGACAUCCUUGUUAUUAACUAAUUGAGAAUGCCUUUGUGUACAUGAAUGUCAAAAUACCCGAACAUAUGUUAAUUAUCUAUGAUUGUGUCAGCUGUAAUAUAUAUAUAUAUAUAUAUAUAUAUAUAUAUAUAUAUAUAUAUAUAUAUAUAUAUAUAUAUAUAUAUAUAUAUAUAUAUAUAUAAAAAUUGAAACAAAAUACACAGGUAAUGUUUAAACUGAUUGGUCAUUAUUGUUGUUGUUCUUUUAACGUUCCCAGGUCUGAAAAACUAAACUUUCUACGACUGUACGCACCUUCUACAGUGCCUGCUUUGCCUCUAGCCAGUAGAAAGAGAAAUUGUAUGAUUUCAUCUAUUAUCAAAAACUACUAACGCUAAAUAUUUUUCAUUAUGUACAUAAACAGAUUGCAGUUUUAUCUUAUCGAUUAAAAGAUCUUGCAGUCUCA
Molecule: messenger RNA, 2405 nt
Organism: Scophthalmus maximus (turbot)
Lineage: Eukaryota; Metazoa; Chordata; Actinopteri; Pleuronectiformes; Scophthalmidae
Product: GRAM domain-containing protein 2B
Exons: 13
Coding region: 214-1260 (348 amino acids)
Source: RefSeq, a predicted model, not a curated record